AUGGAUUCGUAUUCAUCCUACCGCGAGCCUGCUCGGUCGCCCGGCGACAGGAACUGGGAGAAGACGGAGCGCUCCGACUCCUACCGCGCCCGUUCCCCUGGUGCGUGCUUCCAUUUUUCACCAUCCAUCUCUCUCCUCUACCCAUGGUGCCAAUGCCGUGAUCGCGCAGAACGCUCGCGAGAUCGCCGUCGCUCGAGAUCACCCGCUGCUGUCGACCGGUACGAACCCCGAGGUCGCCGAGAUGACCACGGCCGCGACAGGGACGACCGCCGCGGUGAUCGCCGGAUCGGAUCGCCUCCCGCCAACAUUGACCGCUAUGUGCCUGGCCAAGACAACGGAGGGCCAUCGCUCACUGUCAAUCCUCUCAUGGACCCUGUCAAGCUCCCUUACCAGGUCGGAUUCUCCUACUUUGGCGAAUGGUGGCGUAUGAACGAAAAGAUCAAGGAGGACAAGGAGCGCCAGCGUACCGGCAGGCGACGCGAGCCCGAGAGGCCGCGCGGCUCCCGUGAGGCGCAAGAAGAGCGCGACAAGGAGAAGGCCAGGAUUCAGGCCGCCUACGACACCUACAAGGAGGACCUUCAGGCCAAGAUGGCCCGAGCCUUCGUCUCGGAGCACAAGAAGGAGCAGUGGUUUCGCGAGCGCUACGUCCCAGAAGUCCGCGAUCCGCUACGCCAGCAGAUCAGCGAAUUCCGCCGCGGCGGCUACACCCAGUGGGAGCAGGACCUCGAGUCUGGCACUUUUGAUGACUUCUCGCUCGAAGGCCUGCCGAAGAACGAUAGCAACGGCCAGGGCGGCCUCGUGGAGAAGGAAGAGGGCGAGGCCAUGGCGACCAACGAGAUUCUGGGCGUCGGUGACCUUGUGCCUGCCAAUGGCGCCGAUAUCCGUGACGAGAACCUGUUCCAGCCGACGCUGCUCUUCAAGACGAUCGCCCCGCAUGUCAGCCGCCAAAACCUCGAGGCUUUCUGCAAGGAACACUUGGGAGAAGAGGAAGGCGGCUUCAAAUGGCUGUCGCUCUCGGACCCCAACCCCAGCAAGCGAUACCAUCGCAUCGGCUGGGUCAUGCUGCACCCAUCCUCCGAGACGGCCGCAGCAACACUCGACCGAGCGGACCCCGCGGACGAGGAUGGCGAGGCUCCCAAAUCGCCCGUCGUCGUGUCGACGGCCGAGAAGGCCCUCGACGCCAUCAACGGCAAGACUGUAAAGGACGAAUCGCGCGGCGAUUUCACCUGCCAUGUGGGAGUGCACAACCCGCCUCAAGCCCCUCGGAAGAAGGCGCUGUGGGAUCUGUUUUCCACGCCUGAGCGCGUGGAGAAGGACCUCGCUCUCGUGCAGCGCCUUGUGAACAAGUUUGAGGAAGACUUUGGUUCCGAUUUUAACGCCAUUCUCAAGAUUGAGGAAAGGGUCGAUGACCUCCGCAGCGCGGGCCGUUUGCAGCCCGCAGUUCCUCCCAAGCCCAAGGGCCGCCGCCGCCGCGCGGACGCCGAUGGAGCGGACGCUGAGCACAUGCACGAUGCCGAGCAGAUGGAAGACGUCGAAGGCGAGGAGGAAGAUGAGGGCGCCGUGGACGAAGACGACGAGGUCGACGACGAGGAACUCCUCGUCAAGAAGAAGCAGCUGGACCUCAUGAUUGAAUAUCUUCGACGCGUCUUCAACUUUUGUUUCUACUGCGUCUUUGAGAGCGACUCGAUCCACGAGCUCACCCGCAAGUGCCCCGGCGGCCACCUGCGGCGGCCUCGUGCCACGCUCAGCACUGCUGCCAAGGCUGUGGCCAAGGCCAGCGCGCUCGGCGAGCCGUUUCCUGGAAAGAAGCGUGGCGAGGCAGACGAAGAUGGCGAGGUGGCCGAUGGCGGCGACAGGCGGUUCCGCGGAGCGGGCGGCAAGGCUGAGCAGCAGCUGCUGCGGGCGUAUAACUGGGUCAAGACGUUUGAGGACAAGGUCAUGCAGAUUCUUGAGCCCGACUCGGUCGACCUGCGCAAGCUUGGCGGCAAGCCUAUCGAUGAGGCCAUGGACGAGGAGCUUCUCAAGUAUGUGAGGCAAGAGGAUGAGCACAAGUUCCGUUGCAAGGUUCCCGAGUGCCAGAAGCUCUUCAAAGAGGACCACUUCUGGAGGAAGCACGUCGAGAAGCGGCAUCCCGAGUGGCUCGAGGGCCUGAAGCAGGAGAUUGAACUCAUCAAUGCCUACGUGAUGGACCCCUCCCACAUUGCGCCGUCGCGAACGGACGCCAACUCAAACGGCCACUUCCCGCCGCCCAAUGGCCAGGCUGCGGCCGGCACACCGCGUGGAUUCAACCUCAACACGUUCAACAUGAAUAACAUGAUGCCGAUUCCAGGAUUCCCCAUGCCUCCUGGCGGUUUCCCCGGCUUCAUCCCCGGCGGUGCAGGCCAAGGUUCGGGCUGGAGCGGCGAUGGUCGUGAUGGUCCAGGCCCGAUCCGACGAGGCGGCGGCGGCGUGGGUGGCGGCGGCCGUGGCGGUAACUACCGAAGCGGACCGUACGACCGCAGGCCGAAUCCGCGGUACGACGGAGCGCGCGGCCGCGGCGGUCCCAGCAAAUGGGGCGACGGCGGCGCGGGAGGUGCGGCAGUCGGCCCUCGCGAGGCCACGCAGGGUCGAAGCCUCAAGAGUUAUGAAGACCUGGAUCACGUCGCAGGAGGCGGCGGUGGUGAGCUGAACUACUAG
This is a messenger RNA of Verticillium dahliae VdLs.17, 2676 nucleotides long. RefSeq lists its product as uncharacterized. The record is from RefSeq and is a predicted model, not a curated record. The coding region runs from base 1 to 2676 and encodes 891 amino acids. The transcript has 3 exons. Gene Ontology annotation, cellular component: nuclear body. Gene Ontology annotation, biological process: mRNA processing; primary miRNA processing. NCBI's taxonomy places the organism in Eukaryota, Fungi, Ascomycota, Sordariomycetes, Glomerellales, Plectosphaerellaceae.